AUUGGCCGCUCUGUGGGCGCGUGCCUGCGUGCGUGCGUGCGUGCGUGCGAGGCUCGGAGAGUUUAUUAUGUAACAUGUUCCCAAUCACAUCCCAGCCGGAGUCUGAGGCAUAAGGUCGCUUUAAGAGCUAUCUGAGCUCCUAUCAGUGAUCCCGGCAGGACACCUCCUCUGGACACACUGCUACACCUCCUGCUACACCUCCUGCUACACCUCAAACUCUGCUGGGCUCACCUGAUGCAAGGCAGGGCUCGGACCUCAGGAAAGAGGAACAUUUCGGAGGACGGAGGAGUCUGCUCCACCUGUCCGGAGCCGCAGACAGACGGUGGGUCCGGGUGAAGCUGCAGACUCACAAGGGAGCACACGGAGAGUGCAGACAAGGGCUGAGGAUGAGGGAGAGCAGUAAAAUAAUAUUAUUCAUGAAGUAAUCACAGCAGGUGAGACCCAACAAAUUAGUUCAAUUAGUCUCUCGGUCUUUGAAGUGAGCCGUCAUGGAGCUGCAGCACAACACCAAUCACAACCAGGCCCUGUGGAAGGAGAUACCGUGGGAUAUCACCGAGGACUGCUCGCUCUCGGUCAGCGGCCCCACUUUUCUCAUCGUGGCGUACAGCACGGUUAUGGCAGUGGGUCUCAUUGGGAACUCUUGCCUCGUGUUUGUCAUCACACGGCAAAAGGAGAUGCGUAACGUCACCAACAUCUUCAUCGCCAACCUGUCCUGCUCCGACAUCCUCAUGUGCAUCGUGUGCCUGCCGGUCACUAUUAUCUACACGCUGAUGGACCGCUGGAUCCUCGGAGACGCCCUCUGCAAGCUCACGCCCUUCAUCCAGUGCAUAUCAGUCACUGUGUCCAUCUUCUCCCUCGUCCUCAUCGCCAUGGAGCGCUACCAGCUCAUUGUCCACCCGACGGGAUGGAAGCCUGUGGUGGGCCAGUCCUACUUGGCCGUGGCCGUCACCUGGGUCGUGGCCUGCUUGAUCUCGGUGCCUUUCCUCUCGUACAGUGUGCUCACCUUGCCGUUCCAGAACCUGAGUGUCCCCUUCCCGGUCAGCGAGCACCUGGUUUGCAUGGAGAGGUGGCCGUCGCUCCAGCAACGGCGCGCUUACACCACCUCGCUGCUCAUCUUCCAGUAUUUCCUUCCUCUCGCCCUCAUCAUGGUCUGCUACCUGCACAUCUACCUGCGCCUCAGAAGGAGGAAGGACAUGGUGGAGCGCGGCAGGAACGCCACUCAGAAGAAAAACAAGGGCACCACGAGGAUCAACGUCAUGUUAAUCUCCAUCGUGGUGGCUUUCGCUGUCUCCUGGCUCCCCCUCAACGUCUUCAACACGGUCUUUGACUGGAACCACGAGGCCAUCCCGUCCUGCGGCCACGACAUUAUCUUCUCGUUCUGCCACCUCACGGCCAUGGCGUCCACCUGCGUCAACCCCAUCAUCUACGGGUUCCUCAACAGCAACUUCCAGAAGCAGCUCAAGUCCACCCUGUUGCGAUGUCGCUGCUGGGGGGUGGAAGAGAGGUACGAGAGCGUCCCGCUCUCCACCGUCAGCACCGAGGUCACCAAGGGGUCAAUCCUGAGCAAUGGAUCUAUCAGCGUCAACACUUAGAUCCAAGCCUUUUCAUUCAAAGACAAAGAAGCUAUGGGGGCCUCUUCCGUCCUCAUUGUGUCAUCCUCUGGAUCUUUUCUUGCUUCAUUGCGUCCAAAAGCAAGGUUGACAUUUACAAAGUUAUAAAGCUCACAAUAGCAGUCCAGAGGGAGUCAGUGAAGACACUUAACCAGCGUGGCGCUGUGCCCUCGAUUCAAUACGAGUUCACAUGUAAGAGGAAGCAGAUAGCAAACUGAUGGUACAAAGGUUGGACAAGUUUAAGUGUUGUUGGGCGACUGAAGGCACUUUACAUGAGCACUUUUGUAGUGUGGGUAGUAAAUUCCCCGUGUGCUGUGGACACAUGCUAACAAAGAGACAGCAUUUAAUCUGCUACACGUCUGUACUGUUUUCUGUCAAAAGCUACUCAGAAGCCACAUUUAAAUAGAGACGUUUAGUGUUUGCUUUGCACAUGUUUACCUGUGAGCAGCAGAGCCACCAGGAGGUACAGAAAGGCUUUGGGGAGCUGCUUUUCACUUUUUGCUGUUUUAUGACAUUAGUGUUGAUGAAAAUAUUAUGGGACUGUGAACUGUGAUGUGUUAAUGAUUAUCAGCAGAGCAGCUCGUCACAUACCUGAAAGGAGAGGACAUUAAAUGUGGCUCCAGGUGUUCAUUCGGUCAAUUUACUGGCAUCUUCGUAAUGUGUUUCUUAUUACCUGAAGUCACCACAAACAACAUAAUGAUCUUUUACAGAAAACCUUGGCAACAGCUGUGUACAUUUCAUGCUGCGUGCCAAGGUCUGCGCUUCAGUAUAUUGUGGGUGUGGGAUGUUUUUUUUCUCAUAAAAUGUGCCAUACAGUAACCAUAUAUCAAGUGCCAUAAAACAAAAUAAAAGUGGCAGUAAAGGACUUUGUGAGAGCUGCUGUAUAUAACGUCACUAAAUGCACGUACAGCCUGUAAAAGAUGUGACACAGUUACAGUUUAUGGUGUGGUGGGGAAUGAAGAGCACCGUGUAGCAUAGCAGAUGUCUGUCGUGGGUCACUUUGUGCUAUUGAACUGAAUUAAAACAUUUACACUAUUGUGUUUAAUGAUAA
Scatophagus argus is the source of this 2661-nucleotide messenger RNA. RefSeq names its product neuropeptide Y receptor Y8b (gene npy8br). Lineage: Eukaryota; Metazoa; Chordata; Actinopteri; Scatophagidae. Gene Ontology annotation, molecular function: neuropeptide binding; neuropeptide Y receptor activity. Gene Ontology annotation, cellular component: plasma membrane; neuron projection. The record is from RefSeq and is a predicted model, not a curated record. The transcript has 3 exons. Bases 489 to 1592 code for a protein of 367 amino acids. Gene Ontology annotation, biological process: G protein-coupled receptor signaling pathway.